AUGGCUUCCAUGAGGGCACAAUUCACAUGGGUUACGAUUCUCAUUGCAUGUUCGUCUUCACUAGCCUUACCAACCUCGACCAUUUCAGCUGCACCAGCACAUCUGCCAAAUCCGUCUCUACCCUUUUCUUCCCCGACCUUGUCUCCAGAUAUUACUCCACUCUUCCCUUCGCCAGGUGGAGCAGGGCCCCCUCCAGCUGAGUCCCCACUCCCCACCAUUCCUUCCAGCCGGAGCCCUCCGGAUCCGUUCCAAGUGGUUGCUCCAGGGCCAAGCAUGGCUGAUUCGCCAUUUGGGUUUCCACCACCUCCUUCCUCAGUUGCUCUGGGCGUGUCUGUCUCUCCACAUUCAGUUAUAUUUCUGGGUUUUGUGACAUUUUUGUUGAUGCAGCUUUCUGUUGUGUAAAGGUAUUUCAUGCACAGCUUUAUGAUUUGUGAGGGAUUGCUGGUGGGGGCCUCCAAUAAUUGUAUGGUUUCACUUUCUCUUCUGUGUUUAUUUUAUCUCCCCCAAGUGUAUUUUAUGUGCCUUUGAGGCGUUUUUUUCAGAUUAAAAAAAAAAAAAACUGUAUUGUAUGUCA
Rhododendron vialii is the source of this 574-nucleotide messenger RNA. RefSeq names its product classical arabinogalactan protein 26. The record is from RefSeq and is a predicted model, not a curated record. The transcript has a single exon. Bases 1 to 402 code for a protein of 133 amino acids. Lineage: Eukaryota; Viridiplantae; Streptophyta; Magnoliopsida; Ericales; Ericaceae.